UCCCACCCCCCCAGUCCAUCUACCCCCCCAUGCUGAGCCGGGGGCCGCCGCGUCACCACCACGUUGUCACCUACCUCCUGCUGCUCUGCCGGGAGCCACACCAGCGGCUGGAGGCCAGGAUGUGUCCCAACGAGAGCGAGGUGAGCGCCUUCGCCUGGCUGGAGCCCCGGGUCCUGGCGGCCAUCGCGGCCACGGCGGAUGGAGAGGAGACCUUGGCCAACGUCCCCAGCGACCUCCCGGCCACCAUCAGCAUCACGGAGAUACGGGGGGGUUGCUCCAGCAGCACCCUCCUCCCCACGGGCACCCUCCUGGCCACGGCGCCGGCCCACGGGGAGGACGUGGAGCGCGUCAGCACCGGCACCAAGUUCGCCCUUCGGCUCUACCUGGAGGCCCUGGGGGACAAGGGACAGGGACAGCCCCAGGGUGGCAUCACCCCACUGCCCCACGGAAGGGAAUAAAGGUCCUCCCCACGGGGAA
Molecule: messenger RNA, 477 nt
Organism: Calidris pugnax (ruff)
Lineage: Eukaryota; Metazoa; Chordata; Aves; Charadriiformes; Scolopacidae
Gene: NUDT17
Product: nudix hydrolase 17
Exons: 3
Coding region: 30-458 (142 amino acids)
Source: RefSeq, a predicted model, not a curated record